Molecule: messenger RNA, 3942 nt
Organism: Electrophorus electricus (electric eel)
Lineage: Eukaryota; Metazoa; Chordata; Actinopteri; Gymnotiformes; Gymnotidae
Gene: tbx3a
Product: T-box transcription factor 3a
Biological process (GO): cell fate specification; regulation of transcription by RNA polymerase II; positive regulation of DNA-templated transcription
Cellular component (GO): chromatin; nucleus
Molecular function (GO): RNA polymerase II cis-regulatory region sequence-specific DNA binding; DNA-binding transcription factor activity, RNA polymerase II-specific
Source: RefSeq, a predicted model, not a curated record
UUGGUGCUGGGACCUCGUCACCUCCGCACCAUCAACGGACUCUUCUCGUCGCAUACUUCUUUACAGAAAUGUGUCUGCGCGUGGAAGGGGGAGAGGGCAAGUGUGUCUGUGCAUGUGAAUAUGUAUACCACGAACAAGUAAAGACAAGGGAAUUAUUUUGAGCCACCGAGAUAUUUCAACACAUCUUCUUUGAGAUCUAAAGGAAGUCGCAGUAAACACAUUCAGAAGAAUGUCGAUUUUGAACAACAGCAGCAGGGACGGACAUACGCUGCAAAUAAAAUCGCAGUGACUCGAUCGCUUUGAUCUUAUUUUUUCCCUUUGACUAAGUGCUCGAUAUACACACCAGCGCAUUUUAAAACAAACUUUACAUCAAAGCCAGCGAAGAUUGAAUGGAUAGCCUUUGUCAUUUUGUAUCCUGUUUCUGUUCAUUUUUGUGAAACAAUCUAAAUAAUCCAAGACGCGGUGGAUGCUUACAUUUGCAAAGGACAACUUGGAUUUUGUUAAAGAAAUCUAAACUGGAUAAAGAAUUUGAUUAUCCAACACUAUUAGAAUAGAAGCUGAUCCUUUCAAGGCACAACACAUCUUCUAUCUGGACUUGAAUGAGCUUCCUGAUGAGAGAUCCAGUCAUACAAGGAUCGAGUAUGGCAUACCACCCGUUUUUACCUCACCGGGGUCCGGAAUUUGCCAUGAGUGCAAUGCUGGGUCACCAGCCGCCGUUUUUCCCGGCCCUGGCGCUGCCGUCCAAUGGCUCCCUCUCCCUGCCCGGCGCGCUGGGUAAGCCCAUUAUGGACCAACUCAUGGGCGCUGCAGAGACCGGCCUCCAUUUCUCGUCGUUGGGACAUCAGACUGCCGCUGCCGCUGCUCAUCUUAGGCCUCUAAAGACUCUUGAGCCAGAGGAGGAGGUGGAGGACGACCCAAAAGUUCACCUCGAAGCAAAAGAACUUUGGGAGCUCUUCCACAAGUGCGGCACAGAAAUGGUUAUCACUAAAUCAGGAAGGCGAAUGUUUCCUCCGUUUAAAGUGAGAUGCACUGGCUUAGACAAGAAAGCCAAAUAUAUUCUGUUGAUGGAUAUAGUAGCGGCUGACGACUGUAGAUAUAAAUUUCACAACUCGCGCUGGAUGGUGGCAGGCAAGGCUGACCCCGAAAUGCCAAAGCGGAUGUACAUUCACCCCGACAGUCCGGCCACUGGAGAGCAGUGGAUGUCCAAAGUCGUCAACUUUCACAAACUUAAACUCACAAACAACAUCUCUGACAAGCAUGGAUUUACGAUUCUUAACUCCAUGCACAAAUACCAGCCAAGAUUUCACAUUGUGAGAGCCAACGACAUUCUGAAACUCCCAUACAGUACGUUCAGAACUUACGUUUUCCCCGAGACAGAUUUUAUUGCUGUAACUGCAUACCAAAACGACAAGAUAACACAGCUAAAAAUUGACCACAAUCCCUUUGCUAAGGGAUUUCGCGAUACUGGGAAUGGAAGAAGAGAGAAAAGGAAACAGUUGGCCUUGCAAUCCAUACGAUCCUACGAGGAGCAACAGAAAAAGGAGAACGGCACUUCUGACGACUCCUCCGGCGAACAGGCUUCCUUUAAAAGUUUUCGUCAGGCCUCAUCUCCCGCGGUGUCGACCGUAGGGCAACCUAAUUUAAAAGACUUCUGUGACAGCGAAGAAGACAGUGACGAGGACGACAAAGAUGGAAAUUUAAAGGAAGGGCCAGACUCUAGCAAAAUAUCCACUACUACCGAGGAUACCAAGGAUCACGAGGGCACGUUAGGGAAAGGCCAUCUCUACGGAGACAGUGACUCUGCCACCCGACUAAAAGAGAGCGUCGGCAGGACAGAGAAAAGCAGGGCAGAUUCACGGCAGAGCCCCGUUACGGUCAUUUCCAGCACCACCCGGUCCAGCGAAGACCUCAAAAGUCCCGGUCGAGAGCAGACCAAAGCGGACCACUGCAGGUCGAUAAGCAAAGAGAACUACACGCCACUGACUGUACAGACAGACACCGGCGCGCACUUAAACCAGAGCCACUUGCACAGUUUUGGAUUUCCACCGGGCUUGGCUGGCCAGCAAUUUUUCAAUCACUUAGGCGGCGCCCAUCCUUUCCUUUUGCAUCCCGGUCAGUUUAAUAUGGGAGGCGCGUUUUCAAACAUGGCUGCAGGGAUGGGGCCUUUAUUGGCAGCGGUAUCCUCCGGAGGAGUUAGCACCAUGGACACGGCCAGCAUGGCGUCACCAUCGCAAGGCCUGACGGGAGCUCCAGGAGUGCCUUUUCAUUUGCAGCAACAUGUCUUGGCAUCACAGGGCUUGGCAGUGUCUCCAUUUGGAGGUCUGUUCCCAUAUCCUUACACGUACAUGGCAGCCGCAGCAGCUGCCAACUCUGCAGCCACGUCCUCCGUUCACCGUCAUCCUUUUCUUAACGCUGUGCGUCCACGGCUAAGGUACAGCCCGUACUCCUUACAGAGUGUUCCGGACAGCACUUUGCUUACUACAGCCAUACCUUCCAUGGCAAGUGGCGCCAUCGAUCUGAAGGGAGACGGUAUGGCCGCGAGUCCCGUUUCGGCCACUUUGGACUCAAGCUCUGAGGUCACUAGUCGAUCUUCAACCAUGUCAUCUGGCUCAGUCUCCCUAUCACCAAAAACGUGCUCCGAGAAAGAUUCAAGCAAUGAGUUGCAGAGCAUUCAGCGACUGGUCAGCGGACUCGAUUCAAAGCAAGACAGAUCACGAAGCGUGUCUCCGUAACUUGAUUUACGUGAGCGAUGGUCGCUGUCAACAAGAAUGAUCCCCUUGCGAAUUAUAAGUACAUUAAUAAGGAUUGUGUACGACGACGCCCUUCCUAGCGAAAGCGGGUUUACAAUACGGACCUAUACAUAUUGUGAAAAAUGUUAGAUUUUAAAAUGCACUUUGGUAAUACACAAACAAACAUUUAGUACGUACGUUUCUGUUUUGUUAAGUUAAAACAGUACAGUUUUCCUGUUAAUUGAAUAGGCUACCGUAGAAGUAUUGAAAGUGAACAGCUUGGCAAUGAUAUGUCACAGAUCGAAUACGCUGCUGCUGUCGUAUCUAUGUUUUAUGUCAAGUUGCUGGGGUGAAAUGGAUUAAUUUAAUAUGCACUCGUAUGUUUUAGUUUAUUUAGAUAUCUCUAUCUUAUAAAGACUGCUGUGUUUGAAUUUUCAGUUAUCUAUUUGAAGUCUGUCAUUAUCGCCAUAUGGAAGCAAGCGUUUGCAUGUCAUAAGACCACGACUGCCAGUUUGCUGUCGUAGCGUGUAUUUUUUGGAUUACCAAAUACCUAUCAAUUAGAGUUAAAUGCAAAACGGAAUAAUCAAGAUGAGGCAGUACUUGCACGGGUUUAAUUUCACCUCAUGUAUAGAAUAAUUUGAGUAAACAACUGCAAAAUCUGUUUAACAAAACGUUUUUAAACAAGUAGUAACAAUUCCAAAAAUUGCCCCAGCCGGUCAACAGAUACACGGGCAAAUAGACUGUAGUUAUGGGUUAAAUCCUUUGACAUUGUUGGUUACCACGUGGUACAAAAACUGCAUACUGAAUCCAGCAUUGAAAUUAAUUGGGAAAGGGGAUUCUAAAAAAGACGGAUAUGGUUAAGACUAUAAUGUAAAUAGUGACAUAUACUGUAGUUACAAAAUAUUUAUGUAAUUAUUUCAUAAGGAUAUUGCGUGUAAAUAUGAUGGAGUUCAUUUUUUUCUGGGGUUCUGUCCUUAAUUUAUUGUUGAUAUACCUGUGUAAAAAUAGUUUGUGAGGUAUUAUCCUGGUUUAUGACAUUCUCAUUUACAUCCUUCUGACUAUGGAUUGUAAUGUACCCCAAACACCCGCACUGCUAGGUUUUCUAGCGGACACAUUUACGUGCCAUCGUUCCAUUUACUGUUGUCUGUGUUUAAGUGCUUCUGUUCAAACUAAUUAAAGGCGACAGCACAUUUCGCCAGUUGCUUCAAAUUGA